This is a messenger RNA of Ochlerotatus camptorhynchus, 4079 nucleotides long. RefSeq names its product facilitated trehalose transporter Tret1. The record is from RefSeq and is a predicted model, not a curated record. NCBI's taxonomy places the organism in Eukaryota, Metazoa, Arthropoda, Insecta, Diptera, Culicidae. Gene Ontology annotation, biological process: carbohydrate transport; transmembrane transport. The coding region runs from base 645 to 3104 and encodes 819 amino acids. The transcript has 7 exons. Gene Ontology annotation, cellular component: membrane. Gene Ontology annotation, molecular function: sugar transmembrane transporter activity.
AACACCGCUUGCACCAACUCAGAUCUUUGAUGAAUAAAACCGCGUACGCAGUAGUACCCGCGAGUACGAACGCGACACACCACGAAACCAUUGUUCUACUAUCUCAAAUUAAUAGAAAGCAAUAGUAGUAUUUUUGACAUCGACGUUGAAUUUUUUGCGCAAUUGACAUUUGAGAGCAAGUGUAACAGUGCAUCAGCCGGUAAUAAGGUUGUCCCCGUCAAGUGUAUGUGCCAGUUUUUUUUGCGUGUUUUGAAAACACUUUGACCUUAGAUGCAAUAUACCUCAAAAGGAGCUGAAAAACUGAAACCAAAGCAAGCAAAACUAGCAACAGAAAAACCUCAAUCGGCAAACGAAGCAAUAAUUUUCGAUAUUGAAAGGUGCUACUGAAAAAUCGGAAUUGGCGCUAGAAACGCCUUGAAAGAAAAAGAAGGCGUAGUAGAAUAUAAAAAAAAGUGAUUGUUACAAGCCCGCAGUGACGAAAAAAAAAAAAACGUUAAGUGAAACUAUUGGAUAAAAGUUUGAAUUUAUGGUCGGGCAAAGGUACACGAGAUUAGUAUAAAAUCAAGCGUUGUUACGUUGUGAAAAAAUUGCGGAGCAAAAACGGUAACCUCUAGAAGAAACGGUGCUUCAGUUAAGUUGCAAAAAUGAGCGCAAAUAGGCAGGGCGGCCCAGUGGGCCGCAUCGUUGACAAAAUCAAGCGAACGAUGACAAACGAAGGGGAUGACACACGCGAUCCCCUGCAGUACGGUUACCAGCGUGUUAAUACCGGAGAAGGAUCGCUAUCCACAUCGACCACGGGCACCAGCUUGGAUACCAUCGUGUUGGAUACCAACGCCGAAGACCUUAACAGCACCCCUCGAGUUGGAGCGCAGCGAACGUUUAGCCCUAUCUUGGAAACUGAUGACACGAAUCCGUUCCUCGAUCCACCGGUUCAGAAAUCCUCUACCACUGCUGAAUCGAAAGCUAAGAGCAAAUCUUCGCUGAAGGGAUCGCGCGUAUCCUUCGACCAGGAGGAUCGAUUCGACGAAAGUGAUGAAGGUUUUCGCAAGCAGCGAGAGCACUUUCAGAAAAACAAGAGCCAUAGUACCUCCGAGCACAAGAAUCAGCUGAUAAAGGAACUCCGGCACCUGCUCGCAACCGACAACCGUCGACAGUUUCAGGGCAAAAAACAUGUCUCCUUGGAUGUCCAAAGCUCCAAGGUGCUCGAAGAGCUGCUGAAGGCUUCGUCCUCCGAGGACGACUUCGAACACCAACGCAAACAGUUCCAGGAGCGCAAACACAAAAGCCUCGACGCUCGCCAUAUUUCGUUCAAGUUCGAGAAGGAACCGUCACCGUCCAGCAGUGAAGAAGACUUCGAACCGUCGACCUCGUUGCUCAAGAUAGACGCCGAUAUCACCAAGCCCGUUGUCAUCGAUUUGAAAGUAAACCGAGCGCAGUCCGAUCAAGCAUUGACGCAAUUUCAAAAAAAUCUCGCCCAUUUUCAGGAUCUAGAUUCGAGCGAGGACGAAGAUUACAUUUCCUCGCGAAAACAUUUCCAACAGUCAAAGUCAAUGAGUACUGACUCUCGUAGAAGCAUACGCUUUUUCGAGAUGGAAAUGGGCACAAAGGAAGAAAACAUUCGGACGGCUGUUCCCUUCGUGCGACAAAUCACGGAGGAUGGUAAGCCGAAGCUCGAGGUCUAUCGGCCAACCACCAAUCCGAUCUAUAUCUGGACUCAGGUCUUGGCAGCUCUAUCGGUAUCGCUUGGUUCCAUGGUUGUAGGAUUCUCGUCAGCUUACACCUCACCGGCGCUGGUGUCCAUGAAGAAUCGCAACAUUACGUCGUUCGAAGUCACAGAUCAGUCGGGUUCAUGGGUCGGUGGAAUUAUGCCCUUGGCCGGUCUUGUUGGGGGUAUCCUUGGGGGACCGCUGAUCGAGUAUCUUGGUAGGAAAAACACCAUCCUGGCAACGGCAACCCCGUUCAUCAUCUCGUGGCUGCUGAUUGCUUGCGCUACCCACGUUGCAAUGGUUCUAGUAGGUCGCGCCUUGUCUGGAUUCUCAGUCGGCGUUGCAUCGCUAUCCCUUCCAGUGUAUCUUGGUGAGACCGUACAGCCGGAGGUGCGAGGAACACUUGGUUUACUUCCAACCGCUUUCGGCAACAUCGGCAUCCUGUUGUGUUUCGUCGCUGGAAAUUAUAUGGACUGGUCGGGACUGGCGUUCCUUGGAGCGGCCUUACCUGUGCCAUUCUUGAUUUUGAUGUUCCUUAUCCCAGAAACACCUCGUUGGUAUGUCUCGCGUGGCCGUGAUGAUCGUGCUCGUAAAGCCUUGCAGUGGCUCCGAGGCAAGAAAGCAGAUGUAGACCCCGAGCUGAAGGGUAUUAUCAAGUCCCACCAGGAUGCGGAGCGACAUGCAUCCAAGAGUGCAAUAUUUGAUCUUAUGAAGAAGGCCAAUCUCAAGCCACUGCUUAUUUCGCUUGGUUUGAUGUUCUUCCAGCAACUUUCUGGUAUCAAUGCUGUGAUUUUCUAUACGGUGCAGAUCUUCCAGGACGCUGGAUCAACGAUCGACGAAAAUUUGUGUACAAUUAUUGUUGGUGUAGUGAACUUUAUCGCAACGUUUAUCGCCACUAUGCUGAUUGAUCGGUUGGGCAGAAAGAUGCUGUUAUAUAUUUCCGACAUCGCCAUGGUCAUAACGCUGAUGACAUUGGGUGGAUUCUUCUAUGCGAAGAACAGUGGACAAGAUGUCUCGCAGGUCGGCUGGCUACCGCUUGCUGCUUUCGUAAUUUAUGUCCUUGGCUUCUCGUUAGGAUUUGGACCUAUCCCGUGGCUGAUGAUGGGUGAAAUUCUGCCGGGAAAAAUCCGAGGAUCAGCAGCCUCGGUAGCAACGGCCUUCAACUGGUCGUGUACUUUCAUCGUCACAAAGACGUUCUCUGAUAUCAUACAGGCCAUCGGUACGCACGGCACCUUCUGGCUGUUUGGAUCGAUUUGUGUAGUCGGUUUCGUGUUUGUGAUAAUAUACGUGCCCGAGACGCAGGGCAAAUCCCUCGAGGACAUCGAGCGAAAGAUGAUGGGCCGCGUGCGACGAAUGAGUUCGGUUGCCAACAUUAAGCCGCUGUCGUUCAAUAUGUAGAAGUAUGUUACCACUAUCAGUGAGAAUGAUCGUGGAUUAGUCUUCAAUUUAUAGCAGAAUGGUCCAGUCGGAUGGUGCACUCGAUAUAGGAAUUAAAUAGAAUUCACAGCCAUGGAAAACAAGCUAACUGUUCUUUAGUACCCGUGCCUAGUAUGUUCAACAUUAGCAUCCUUACUCGGGGGAUUAAAUUGCGAGAUUUAAGGUUAGGAAAUAAACAAGAGAUUCUUUGUGAUAUAUAAAGAGAAAGGGAAUGCAGGCAGAGUCCCUCAUAGAGGAACAGUUGACAAAUUAAUAUUGACAAAAAUCACGUAAAUCACGCAAUAGUUCAAAACUAAUCGACGUUAGUGGUAGUGUUGCUGCCGGCACAAAUAUGCAUCAAAUGGUGAUUGAAAAAUUUGACAUUUUAUUUCGUGUUUUUUUUUUAACCGAAUUAUCGAAAUUUGCUAGACAAGAACUAAUGAGAUUGACGAUAGGCAGCUAUAGAAGGACAGGAUGUAGAAGAGUAUCAUUGUACAUAUAUUUUCCUCAAGCGAUAAAAAUCAGUUCCUUUCGUAAGUAAAAUACCCUAAUUUUAAAUCUUAUAAUGCUUGGACAUUGUCGAGGACGCUGUAGAAUGAUAGGAUAGACAGAAACCGCUUAUUCAUGACAAAAUUGGAACCAAAAAUUAGGUUACGUUCAACUUAUUUACUCCAUCCAAUGAAGCUAAAAAGGGUGAUUUUCUUUGCUUUAAACUAUUACAGCCACUGCUAGACCCGCUAAUGGUAGAAUCUCAAGCAGAAAUUUCAAAAUGACAGAAGACAACCAAGAGCACAUUAGAAUUGCUUAGGUUGAAGCUUUGUCUAGCAAAGUGAUGAUUUCAUAAUUUUAAUUUUAUAAAUUAAGCAUAACGAAUAGCAUAAAAACUAUGUAUAAAACAAUGAUUAUUUAAUGUAAAAUAAUAAUUAUAUUGAAUAAAGAAUAAUUUAUACAAAUAAA